AUGGGUGCUCCUGCCUGUUUGCAGGUCAUUUCUCAAGAAUCUGGAACCAAACCAUUGACCUUCACAUUUGUACCAUCUAUUGGGCGACUUCCAACUCAUUUUGAGGUUGUGGAUGUUUCUCAGUUCCUAGUAACAAUUCCAGAGGAACCAAAGGAUCUGACCAAUCAAGAAAUUAUAAAUAAGUCUAACACCGCCUGUGAUGAGCUAUCCUUAAAGAGAGAAGCCAGGCAAGACUGUGUGUCCACUGUCUAUACAGACAGCACACAAAAGGCUUUCCAGUCCCUGAGGUGUAACUCAAGCAAAGGAGAAAUGCAGGAGAAUGACCUUUUUAAGGCUGAGUUUAUCCUGAUUACGGACUCGGGUGAUGAAGAUGAAGUGGCCACUGCUUCUAACAACGUUCAUCGGCCUUCCAAUGGCUAUGGUCCCAUCAGUGCUCAGCUGCUGGCUAUGCCCCAUGUUUCCCCUGGCACUGGGGCAGGGAAAGCUCCUGGUGAUGGGCAUGGUACAGGUGCUGUGCUUUCCCACAGCACUGCUGAUCUGCAAAAACAUCAGUUAUUUUCUACUCUUUCCAUCUCUGAUCAUCUUUCCUCUAAACCACGUGCUGACCACUUAAUUUCUCCAACUAAUCAGAAAGUAGUCUGUGAUGCCACGGUUAACCUGAACCAAGCCUCUUCGCUGGAAGACUCCCGUAACAACUGGCAGUCAGCAACUGGGUUUUCUAAGCAAGAUUCAUCUCUCUGCUUUCAGUCUGCUCCCCCUACUUCACCUCACCUUAUGUCUAAAAUAUCCUGUUCUGCAUCAGACAGUUGUUACUCCACUCCUCGGUUGCAUGAUAAUUUGCAAACACUGAGUCCCUAUACCCCUAGCUGUGUUUGCAAAACAGGAGACUUCACCAAAACUUCUGUUCCAGCAAAGAGCUCAAGUCCUUCACCCAAUCCUUCAUGUUCAGCUGAAAUUCAAGGAUCUUCAGAGCAGUCUUUAUCCUCCAGUACUUCCAAAAAAUUGAAUGCAUUAUCUCCUGUCCCUGUAUAUAUAAUAGCACAUUCACUAUCACCUAGCCCUAAACCUUUGUCUCCACCCUCUCAUUAUGGCUCCUCUUCAACCAUAUGUAGUAUGAAUGAGCCUUGCACACAAAUGUCAUCUCGAGGAAAUUUAGCAAAGUCAGGAGACAAAUCCCCUUUGCCAACCAGACUGACCUUCUUAACUGCUAUUUUGAGAUCAGGCUCUUCUCAGAGAAGACCACUUUCUCCUUCUUCUUGUCCCACAUUUUCUCCUAGUUCCCUUGGUUCCUCAACACUUGCAAUAGAUCAAAAGUCCCAAACAACUCCCUCAACCCCCAAGAAAUCCAUUUCAAGCACUCCUAUAAGGCCAGAUUCUCUCAGCAGAGAGGAAUUUUGGUUUUCAGGAUCUUCUCGGCAUCUGCCUUUACACUCCAAACCUCACCUCACUCCUCGGGCGAGAUCCCUUUCUCCGAAAAAACACCUUCCAGACAGAAUGCUUUCUCCAGACUCCCAAAGUCCUCUAUCACCCCCUGUCUCCUCCCAUAGAAAAUCAGUUGCCUCUUCAGGUUUUCAGUCUACACUGCCUCCUCUGUCUGCCCCAGCACCCUCUUCCCUUGCACAUCCUAUGUCUCCUUCUCCAGAAAUGCUUUUGUGUGGUGCCUCCAGGUCCCAGCCACCUCAGAAGUCUCAGAGAGUACACACUUACUCACCUAUCUUUACCUGCCAAUCCUAUCCUCUGCUUUCUUCCACUAAUCUUAGUGACAUACCCCCCCUCACCCGAGAAAAGCACUCAUCUCCUUCCCCAAGUAUUUUGCAUUCAGCUUAUAGAUCUAAAUCAGAUUCAUCUCAAAUAUCUGUUCAAGAGAUGAAUGUGUCCUCUCCUACCUCUCCAGAUGUCUCAAAGCAAUGGUCUCUCUCAUGGCCUCAUUCUAUCCCACCAGUUCCACAAACUGGUAGUAUUAAUUCCCAUCCACUGCAGCUUUAUUCUUCAUUGCGGCACAGAAAUUAUAGGUCUAAUUCCUCCUCUCCAAGACCUGAGCAAUCUGACACCUCACCGGUGUUAAAGUGCAGAUCUCCAGUCUCAGACAAGUUACCAGGCACAGUCCCAUCAAGACCCAGAGAGCUGACCUCACCACAGUCCUUUUCCCUGCCUCCUGAACGUGAAAACAUCAAAUCCAAGCAAUACAAGAUCAAGACAAGCUACAAGGCAUUUGCAGCAAUCCCUACAAACACAUUACUUAUGGAACAGAAGGCAUUAGAAGAGCCAACCAGGACUGUUAGUGUGACUGAAGGGACUGCUUUGGACACUCAUUCAGAGAUGUGCUCUCCUGCCCAGCUCAGGCAACAAACCGAAGAGCUGUGUGCUGUCAUUGAUCAAGUGCUUCAGGACCCGUUGACUAUGCGCCGAUGUGAAUCUUCUCCAAGUUUCCUGCAGAUGAGUACAGAGUCAGAUGUUGGCAAGGUGUCAACAACACUGCAGAGAGCAGCUGGUCGAGAAACGAGAUAUGCCAACCUUUACAAAUCUGUACCUAUGGUAACAGAGAGUCAGCUGACAAAACCUGGUGUCAUUCGUCCUGUGCUGGUGAAAGGAAAGAGUGCACAGCAAAAAGAGGAGCCAUAUCAACCCAAUCCUUUUAAAAAAUACCUUGAAGAAGUCAGUGAUCAAGAUAUUGAGCAGCCCAGUCAUCCCAUAGUGCCUAUUCCAGAAAAUGAAACACUCGGCUCUAAGGAGGUUGCCAAUGAAAAGGGUUCUGUUUAGCUAUGAUACCCCGCACUAGAAUCAAGAGCUAAAACCAUAGACUGUUUUGAGGCCUGUUUCUAUACUGAGAAGGAAUCCACAGCAAAAAUGGUAUUUAAAACACCAUUUAAAAAAAAAUUCUUCCAGUAUGCUAAUUGCAAAGCAGUAAUAACAAAUAAUCUUUCAAAAAAUAAUCUUAUGGGCUAGCAUAAUUAACUCCAGAGAUGCACAAGAGUGUUCUCUUUUGAAAUAUUGUUUCUUGAAGUGCUUGCUGGUUUAAGAG
Molecule: messenger RNA, 3022 nt
Organism: Colius striatus (speckled mousebird)
Lineage: Eukaryota; Metazoa; Chordata; Aves; Coliiformes; Coliidae
Gene: MLIP
Product: muscular LMNA interacting protein
Exons: 14
Coding region: 1-2760 (919 amino acids)
Biological process (GO): negative regulation of transcription by RNA polymerase II
Cellular component (GO): sarcolemma; nuclear envelope; PML body
Molecular function (GO): transcription corepressor activity; lamin binding
Source: RefSeq, a predicted model, not a curated record